Linum tenue is the source of this 2580-nucleotide messenger RNA. The record is from the annotation of a GenBank genome assembly. NCBI's taxonomy places the organism in Eukaryota, Viridiplantae, Streptophyta, Magnoliopsida, Malpighiales, Linaceae.
CACAUAUUAUUGAUCAUGUCGUCGUUGGGAGGAGGGCAAAGGGUGGUGAUCAUCGACGAUGCUUCGAGGGAUGUUGUUAGUCCGGCAGGAUCGAUUCGAUUGGUCCUUCAGCAGUUCUCAUUCAAGGCUGGUGAUGUCCUCAUCCUCUAUGGAAUCCUUCACCAAGUUACUAAUCCUAUGGGGUACAAGAUCAAGGUGGACUCGAGCUCGAUGUUUGGGAUCAACCCGAAGUUGAUUGCAGAUGAAGUUGCCAGGAAGAAAGAUGAGUACACUAACAAUGAAGAGAUCAUCACUAUUUCCAAGCUCUGUCAAAUGGAACAGGCAAGGCCGACUCCAAAGGUGGUCGCCAUGAAAGCUGCAAAGAGUCUAAAGCCGACAUGGCUGAUACUCGACAGGCAGAUGAAGAAGGACAAGACUUACUUCACCGAGAAGCUAUCAUGCGGGAUCUCAAGGAUAAAGCGCAACAACACCAUCGAAGAACUGAGACAGCCCAAACCAAGAAUGGUCCCAAGGAAAUCUGCAGAAAAAGGCAGAAACGAAGAAGAUCGAGAUCGAAAUCAAGGGAAGUCGGCUCUUCUCACCUCAUUGUUUUCUGAUACACCCGGCACACCACUCAUAACAUCCACCACAGCUCGCCUCUACUACGAAUCUUCCUGUUCCGCCGGAUCAAAACCACCACCAUCAUCUUCUUCAUCAGCAGCAGCAUCAUCAUCUACCUCAGAUCCCAGCCUGCAGGAAAAAGACAAACCACCAUCAUCAACCACCUCCUCACAACCCGAAACAGCUAAACACAAGCAUUCAUCUCCGCCGACAUCAGCGACCCAUCACGAGGCCGAAGAAGCAAACCACAAUGAUCAGCCACAGAAGAAUCCAGAAGACAGCAGCCCAGUAAAAGAUGCCACCGUCGUCGUCUUCGCGUUGAAGAACCCGAUCUGCACAGUAUGCAAGAACGAGCGGCCCAACAAGACGGGAUGGCCCAGAAGAAGGGACUUCACUUACACGGAGAUCCACUCUGCCACCGAUGGGUUUUCGAUGAAGAACUUCUUGUCCGAAGGAGGGUUUGGUUCUGUGUUCAGAGGCGAGCUGAAUGGGGUCAAGAUUGCUGUGAAGCAGCAUAAGAAUGCUAGUAUGCAAGGCGAGAAGGAGUUCAAGUCUGAAGUCGAUGUGCUGAGUCGAGUUCGGCACGAGAAUUUGGUUAUGUUGUUGGGCUCGUGCGCUGAAGGAAGCCAUCGAUUGCUUGUUUAUGAGUAUGUCUGCAAUGGCUCUCUGGAUCAGCACCUGUCGAAACAUACCCGAAGGCCGCUGAGUUGGGAGAUGAGGAUGAAGAUAGCGAUUGGAGCUGCGAAAGGGUUGCAGUAUUUGCAUGAGAAUAACAUCAUUCAUAGAGAUAUGAGGCCCAGUAACAUCCUCAUAACCCACGAUUACGAGGCUCUGCUAGGAGAUUUCGGACUGGCAAGAACACAGCAUGAAGACCGGGAGCUUUCGAUGGAGACGAAUGUAGUGGGGACACUGGGCUACUUGGCACCAGAAUAUGCAGAGUACGGGAAAGUGUCGACCAAGACCGAUGUGUAUUCAUUUGGGAUUGUGCUGUUGCAGCUUAUCAGUGGGCUCAAGACCACUGACAAGAGCCUUGGAGGAAAGAGUCUUGUGGGUUGGGCGAGGCCAUUGCUGAAAGAGAAGAACUACCCGGACUUGAUCGAUCAGAGAAUCCUGGAUUCCCACGAUGUUCAUCAGCUGUUCUGGAUGGUGAGAGUGGCAGAGAAGUGCCUGAGCAAGGAUCCUAAGAAAAGAUUGACCAUGGAUAAGGUGGUAUAUGCACUGAAUCACAUAAUGGAAAGUGACACGGGUUGCAGCACAAAGGACUACUCCCCAACGCGGUCGGAUUCCACUCGAGAUUCUACUCCAACGACUACUGAUUCCCCGGAAGACGACACGUGUUCCACCCUCGACGACACACCAUACACCAGCAGCGCAAGCAUAGCGAGUUUGCAUCUUUUCCCGCCGCAGAGCCAGCGAAACCCUCCCACUCCACCACUGCAGCCCUCUUCUGCAGCAGCGACUACAACAGGGCAACAUGAUCAGAAUUCGCCAUGAAAGGGAACUCCAUCGAUCAAGUUAGUUGGAUUUUCACCCCCUUCUAUUGGGUUCUACUUAAUUGUCUCAGCUGGGUUUCCAUUCUAUCUGCUCAAUUAAUUCGUCGAUGUACAAUGGUGGAUUAUAUUCUUGUCAGUGUUUCUUGUCAAUGCAACAACGGCAAAGGAUGAGGUGAAAGUCUUUCAUUUUAGAACAAAGAAAGAUAAUUUGAUCAUCAAGACAGUCAUGGUGCGGCAAGCUAAAAAAGAUGCAAGAUCAUGUCAAGGAUUUGAAUUCAAUCUUGAGAGAGUAGCACAGAUUUGAGAGUCAGUGACCUAUCAGCUGCGAGAUGAAGAUUGUGACAGUUUGAGAAAAAAAUAUCCUUUGUGUUGUGAAUUCAGGCGACUUCCAUUGUUUUUUUUUUGUUCUUCCUCUUCAACAAAUUUAGAGCUUUUGUUGGAUACAUUAUAGGGGUGGCUAAUAAAGUUAUGUUCAUGCAUUUUACCC